CCUACACACUAUUUUCCUAUUCAAUUACAUGGAGAAUUAAUUCCUUAUUUUAGGCUGGAAAAACUUGGCUUGGUGGCAUAUUUAGCAGAUUACUACCUAAAGGUCCUAAUCAAAUGAUCUUGCCAGAUGAUAAAAAUCCUACGAUUGUAUGGGAUGAUGUAAAAAAUUGUUGGGUGAACAAAGAUAGCAAUGAUGAUGAAGAUAGUAGUGCACCUGUUGCUCCUCCUACAGAUUCAGAAUUAAUGGGUUCCAAGUCUUCCGAAAUGAAUUUUCAGAGUCCAACCAAUAGUUCUUUUCCUCCAGUGAAUUCUAUGGUGACUAAUAAUUCAGUGCCUCCUUCAACUGCCUCUUCUCAACCAGUAAACAAAUUUCAAAGGCCAAAAACUAGAGGGAUGCGUCAAAACUAUGUUGAUGUUCUAAGUACAAGUGGUGUUACUAAGAAAAAUGUCAUACCUGAAGGCCUAUUUACUCCAUCUUACGAUGCUGCCGUUUCGCCAAAUGUAUUUAUGCCACCAGCAGCACCAACAUCAAGUGAAAAUACUGCAAAUGUAGAAUCAAGUAAUGCAAAUUACAAUUCUCCACAGCUGGAAGAAGAACAACAAUUAGAAAAUCAAACAACACCAAUGAUGUUUAAUCCAGCCGAGUUUGAUUCUAGAAGGCCAAGUAUCAGUAACCAACGCCAUACAAUAGGACGCAUGGGCCGCAGAACUUAUCCGACAUGAACAUUGGUUUUCAUGGGUAUCUGAGACAAGUUGAGGCAUUUGUAAAUUGAAAUGCAUGUUAAUGUCUCGGACAAUUGUGAUAGCUGUGAAUAAAUAUAGUUAUAUAAUUAUAAAUUUAUUUUUAAAUGGAAUAUAUUAUAUACUAUUUAAUUAUACACCAUUUCAAUGAGUUAAGGAGUUCUUUUUUUUCCAUUUUAUAAUGGGUUUUUUUACUGAGUGUUGGUAUUUUGAGAAAUUUCUUUAAUUUGAUUGUUUAUAAAGAAUAGUUUUGUAAUUUAAAUUUGUAUUGCCAUUUUUCAUUGUUCAACACUUUUAUAAAAUGUGGAGGGGCGAAAUAAUUGAUGUGGAUUUAAUAAAUAAAACUAUUAAGAUGCUGUUUGGUAGUUCACUUUAACUUCAUUCAUACUAAUAAUUUUUAAAAAUUGUUCUGAGAACUCCUUAACUUGUAAUUUUUACUAUUAAUAUGACAAAUAUUUAUUGAAGUUUUAGCGUUCAUUUGGGAAUGUUUUCUUUAAAAUCUAACCUGUUAUUUUAAUAAUUUGUAAUUAUUAAAGUGGAAUUUUUAUGAGAUGUGUUGGUCUGAUUCUAAUAAUUAAAAAAAAGGAAUUAGUCAAUGUUUACCUUGUACAGUAGAAUUCUUCAGCUGCAUUCCUUUGUUGUAUGUGCAUAGAUAGUGCAUGUGCAAAAUAAUAAAAUAAAAUUGUAAAAAGUUAUUUAGAUUUUUGUUUUAAACCUAUGUUUUAUGUACAGCAAUGGUGAAUGGAAUGAGAGAAAGUUAUUAAAAUAUUCUUAUUUUGUUGGUU
Parasteatoda tepidariorum (common house spider) is the source of this 1525-nucleotide messenger RNA. The record is from RefSeq and is a predicted model, not a curated record. Lineage: Eukaryota; Metazoa; Arthropoda; Arachnida; Araneae; Theridiidae.